This is a messenger RNA of Coniosporium apollinis CBS 100218, 1110 nucleotides long. RefSeq lists its product as uncharacterized. The transcript has a single exon. NCBI's taxonomy places the organism in Eukaryota, Fungi, Ascomycota, Dothideomycetes. Bases 1 to 1110 code for a protein of 369 amino acids. The record is from RefSeq and is a predicted model, not a curated record. Gene Ontology annotation, cellular component: cytosol. Gene Ontology annotation, molecular function: oxidoreductase activity.
AUGCAGCACGUCCUCCAGGCCGGCCUUUCGGCCGGCAUGUCCGCCGUCUCUGGCUUCCACUCCAACAAACCACCACCAGUCCCCCCAGACUUCGACGGCAUGGCUGCCGUCCUGCCGCAAGACAUCGUACCGACCGGCGAAACACGCGUCACCUUCAAGGGCAAGAACUCCGACGCGUACGCCUCCCCCAUCUCCAUCGGCGCCUGGCCCUGGGGCGACAAGGCGACGUUCCACUGGUCCGAGGACGAGCUGCCGGCCGUGCACGAAGCGUGGAAGGUCAUAGUCUCCUCGGGCGUGAACUUCAUCGACACGGCGCAGGCGUACGGCAGCGGGCGCAGCGAGGAGAUCUGCGGCGAGCUGUACCGGGCCUCUGGGCUGCGGCGCGACCAAUUCUUCAUCCAGACCAAGUGGUACGUGGUGCCGGAUCUGGAGAACAUCAUACACCCCGUGGAUGCGCCGGCCAAGAAGCUGGAGAAGAGUCUGCAGAGGAUGGGACUCGAGUACGUGGACUGCUACCUCGUGCAUGGGCAUAUCCACCCGCAGUCGAUCGCGAAGGCGGCAGAGGGCCUCGCCGAGUGCGUGGACAAGGGUCUGACAAAGACGGUCGGUGUGGCGAACUAUAGCGCGGAGGAUAUGGUCAAGAUGCAGGAGGAGCUGCAGAAAUAUGGCAUUCCGCUCGCGACGAACCAGUGCGAGUACAGUAUCCUGCGGAGAUACCCGGAGACGAGCGGCUUGUUGCAGACGUGCAAGGAGCGCGGCAUCAUCUUCCAGAGCUACUCCAGCCUGGCGCAGGGGAGACUGAGUGGAAAGUACAACAGCCAGCAUGAACCGCCGGACACGUACAGGUUUAGCAAAUAUCCGAUGAAGUACAUUGAGCCGACGCUGAAGGUUCUGGAGGACAUUGGGAAGAAGAGGGGGAAGAGCAUUGCUGCUGUUGCGCUGAACUAUAACUUGAGUAAGGGAGUGUUACCUGUUGUGGGUGUAAGAAAGCCGCAGCAGGCGGAACAGAACAUGGAGGCGCUGGGGUGGAGGUUAUCUGAUGACGAGAUCAGGGCAAUCGAUCAAUUCAGCUACGAAGGAAAGAAGACGGUAUUGUGGCAGCAGGGGUGA